Messenger RNA from Symbiodinium natans, 2241 nucleotides. NCBI's taxonomy places the organism in Eukaryota, Dinophyceae, Suessiales, Symbiodiniaceae. The record is from the annotation of a GenBank genome assembly.
AUGACGUCCGCCACGUUGGGUGCUUCGGCUGCUUCGGCGACCAUGGAGCCCACGGCCACGCUCCGUUCCUCGAUGACCCAUCCCUACCUAACCAGCAAGUUCCAGGUAGGGUCUGCCAAGAGUGACAAGAUCAACUACACCUUGGCACAAAAAGUUUUCCACAGUGGAGAUGUGCCGCACGAGGUGCUCGAGUCGAAACGUGCUGUCCAAAAACGGAAGCAGCCGAACAUCCUGGGCACUGAGAAGCGUGACUGGAAUUCCUCAACGAUCGCUGACCAGAAGAUUCAGAAGGAUCAGCACAAGGACUUGAAGCGUCAUUUGCUUCAAGUUCGAGCUGGCCUCCACGACGAGAAGAUUCUCAAGCCUUGCAAGGCUCACACGGAUGAGGCCAUCGUCGAGCGUCACAAGUUCAUCGUUGCCCUAACUGGCCAGGGGCCGAUCGGCAAGCUGUCAGGCAGAUGGUUCAAUGCCAUCGACGAGCGGGGUUUGCCUUCCCACUGCAUUGCUGAUCACUGGAGUGACUGGAAUUCUUCGUACAGCACCCACACCAAGGAAGACGUUGUUCAGGCCCAUGCAGUCGUGCAAUCAAAGGAUGAGAGGCGCUUCCGCAUGAUGGCCAGAGAAAAUAAGCUCAACAAGGAUGCGUACGUUAACCCGACGAAGGCGAUCACCAACAUGAACGAUAGGCUCCGCGAGCGGAAGGUGGAUUUCCAGGAUUUGAAGGACCAGUUCAAGAGAGAGCUCAAAGUCGAGUUUCCUCAAGCUUCUGAAGAGCGACUUCAAGCAAUGGCGCAGAGGCUUCUCAAUGAAAAGCUGCUGGCCGACGAGAAAAUGUGGCGGUUCCCCGUGCAGCAUGAAAGCUUCCGGCCAAACUUGUCCUUGACCACGCAGGAUCGCAGAUACAAGGAGCACUUCCACCCUGGAGCUUUUGUUUGGAAUGAGGCAGAAAAGCGAGAGGCCUGGACAUGCUGCCUGAACUUUGGCUUCGAUUCUCGUGGCUGUGAGUCGCGGGUGGUGAAUCCAGACGCCUGGAGCUACCAGGGCUUCGAACGUGCGUCGGCGAUCCGAGCCACGAAGCUUCAUUCGACCAAAUGUCCCGUCAUGAGCGCCUCGGGCACCGUGAAGUCCUUCAAUGGCGCCAAGGGCUUCGGUUUCAUCGACUGUGGCACAGGAACAGAUGUCUUUAUCCACAUCAAGGACUGCGUUGAUGGGAAUCAGCCGGCAGCAGGUGAUGUGCUGACGUUUGACCUGGAGCCAAGCAAGUCGAAACCAGGCCAAAUGCAGGCCAAAAACGUUAAAGGUGGGACGGCUGUGAAAGAGCAGCCUGGCGCCGCAGACCCGUUUGGCUCCUUCGCAGCUUCGAAAAGCCUGGGCACGAGGCAAGGAACCGUCAAAACCUUCAACGCCGAGAAAGGAUUCGGCUUCAUCGCGGUAGAGGAUGGAGGGCCGGAUGUGUUCUUGCAUGUCAAGCAGUGCGUCGGCUCCAUGCCCAAGCCCGGCGACGUGGUCACCUACGAUGUCGAGCCCAGCAUCAACAGACCAGGUCAGAUGGUCGCAAAGAACGUAACUGGUGGAUCCAUGCCGCUGACCUCGCCUGGUCAUGCUGGAUAUGGACCAGUCCGGACUGAUGUGACCCAGCUUACCAACCCAUAUGCUCAGAAUGGCAUGUUGGGAGGUAUGAACCUGGGCUGUGCUGGCCUUGGCAUGACAGCAAUGCCUGGCAUGGGCCUCGGUGACAUGAGCGCGAUGGGAGGGAUGGCGCCUCAACUGGGCUGCGCUGGCUUCAGUGGUUGCGCCGGGUGCCCUGGCUGCGGUUGUGGCUGCGGCUGCGGCGGGUGCGGUGCCUGUGCCGGCUGUGGAGCCUGCACCGGCUGCGGUCUGGGUGACUGCUCUGGCUGUGGAGCUUGCGGCUGUAGUGGCCUCGGAGAUUGCUCUGGCUGUGGGGCAUGUGGCUGCGGUGGACUUGACGCGGGCUGCGGAGCCUGUGGUUGUGGCUGCGGUUCCUGUAGCAGCUGUGGCUGUGGAUGUGCAGGGUGUGGUUGUGGCUUGAAUGGUUGUGGUGGCUGCAUGCCCACGGACAUGAGUGCCUUGGGUGGCUUGUCUGGUUGUGGCUGCCAGGGAGCUUGCGCUGGCUGUGGUUGCGAUGGUUGUGGCAUCUCGCAGCCCCUGCUCGGAGAGCAGGCCAUGGCGGCAACUAUGCCAGCCGAGCUGCUGUCAGGGGAACCUGGCCAAGCAGCUUAG